Molecule: messenger RNA, 978 nt
Organism: Paraglomus brasilianum
Lineage: Eukaryota; Fungi; Glomeromycota; Glomeromycetes; Paraglomerales; Paraglomeraceae
Source: the annotation of a GenBank genome assembly
AUGUAUAGCGCAGGAGCAUUUUGGUUGAACGGUACUUCUUACGAAUACCACAUCCUCGAAAGCAAUAUCUACCCAAACAUUGGCAAAUACGAUAACUUACUAGUAAAUGACACAGAUUCAUUUGCAACUACUAGAUUAGUUGAUGGAGAACAUCAUCUCCGAAGUACUUCUGACCAUAAUCAUGCUGCUGAAGCAAAUCGAAUUAACGUUAUAAGAUCUGUUAAUACUGUGAAGGAGAGAGCAAGAGAAACAAGCGAGCGGCCAGCACAAAUAAUUCAAACCGUAGCUGCUAAUAGUUCUCGCGAAAUACAUCCAUAUCUUCCAUCCCGUGACGCACUCAGUCAAACUGUUAAACGAAUUCGGCGUUCCGAGCUUCCCACUGAACCAGAAUCUUUGGAUGAUCUUGUCAUUCCUGAAAAUCUAACAACAACAUUCGAUGGAUCAGCCUUUUUGAUAAGAGAUUCCGACUUGGGGCAAAACAGAAUACUUAUAUUCACCACCACAUCUAAUAUUCGAUAUUUGGAACAAUCGCCUUUCUGGAUAAUGGAUGGCACGUUUAAAACCGUUCCUACAAUUUUCAAACAGCUAUACACUAUUCACGGAAGUGUAGGUGGGAAUGACAACUCCAGAAUUAUGCCUCUCGUUUAUGCACUAAUGUCUAGUAAAUCGGAACAAUGUUAUAGACGAUUGUUUCAAGACAUAAUUAAUUUUAGUGAAGAAGAAAAUAUUGAUCUUCAACCACAGUUUAUUCUAACAGACUUUGAACAAGCCGCUAUUAACGCUGCUCGUGAGGAAUUUCCGGGGGUUCGUAAUAAGGGUUGUCAUUUUCAUUUAGCCCAGAAUGUUUAUCGAAGAGUACAAAUGUCCGGUCUGAGCACUCAAUAUGGAAACAAUGAGAAUUUCAGUUUACUGAUACGGCAUAUCCCCGCACUUGCUUUCUUACCACCCAUGAAAUUCCUGCGGCUUUUGAUGAAUUAA